UCCAAAGAUUAAUUUGAUUCCCUCAAGCCACCAUACAAUUCAGUUUUAACUCGGAUUUCAACGAAGUUGGUUUAAUUCUUAGUUAUUGAUUCAGUCUGUUGUGUUGCUUUUUUUUGUGUAGGGACUUUAAAGCUUAAAUUCUGCUUUGAUUGGGGGAAAACAGAACUUCUUGCCUUGUUAAACUUGAUUUAAAGAAAAGCACACACGCUAUUAACCAAAAAGAUGAGUAAAACAGAAAACCGGCCAUGGAUGGUCACCGGAAUAGCCAGCAAAUUCCCAACAUACCGUAAAUCCAAAUUUAUAACCACAUACAGUUGGCAAAUGGGAAAAAUUGAAGAUGAUCAAGCUGAAGGCCUUUGGCGGAUCCAUGACAAUCUUUAUGAUUUUACCGAAUUUAUUGAUCGUCAUCCUGGGGGUUCAUUCUGGAUCAAGGAAUCACAGGGCACUGAUAUAACUGAGGCUUUUGAAGCACAUCACAUUUCUCUGGGCCCGGAAAAAAUGAUAGCAAAAUAUAGAGUUCGAGAAGCAAAAGCACCAAGAAUUUAUAAUUUAACAAUCAAAGAUGGAGGUUUCUAUAAGACUCUUAAAUCUCGAGUUAGAACAAAGUUAAAGGAAAUUGAUUAUAAGCCUACCAAGAUAUCUGAUCUCAUCCAUACUGGUCUUUUGGCAGCAACUUUUGCCCUUGCUAUUGGAAGCGCAUACUUCCAAAGUAAUAUCCUUGGUGUUUUAGCUGGAAUAGCUCUUUGUUGGAACACAAUUGCAGCUCAUAAUUACUUCCAUCGCAAGGAUAAUUGGAGAAUGUACACAUUUAACUUGUCGUUGAUGAAUUUCUAUGGUUGGCGUAUAUCCCAUGCCCUUUCGCAUCACAUAUACCCGAAUUCCCUACUUGACCUGGAAUUGUCAAUGUUUGAGCCUUUCCUUUGUUGGUUGCCAAGCAAGUACUUUAAAACCAACUUUCAAAGAUAUUUCUCAAUUUUGGCUGGACCGGUCGUUUAUAUGUUGACAUUUUUGAGCCAGAUAGUCGUGAGGAUAGCAUAUUCCUUGAAACGCCACAACAUAAUGUACUGGCAUGAUAUAAUCGGUCUGAGCAUUCCCUUAGCAAUGUUAAUUUUGUCUGAUCUAAGUCUGUUCAUGGUGAUAAAAAAGUGGCUCUUUCUGAACUUGGUUGGAAGUUUUUGCUUUGCUGCAAUUGGAUUAAAUGCUGCACACCAUGAACCCGAAAUUUACCAUGAUGGCGAUGCAGUUCGAGAGGACAGGGAUUGGGGGCUGUUCCAAGUUGACACCAUCACCGAUCGAAGUGAUUUGAAAGGAUCGCAAUUUUUAACUUUGACACAUUUUGGUGACCACGCACUUCAUCAUUUAUUUCCAACUCUGGAUCAUGGAAUUUUGCCCCAACUUUAUCCUGCCCUUUAUGAGACACUGAGUGAGUUUAAAGGGGAAUUGAGGGAGAUACGAUAUUUAGAACACAUUAUUGGGCAGCAUAAGCAGUUGUUGAGAAUCAAACCAAACAAAAUACCACCAGGUUCGGGAAAGUAGCUUUCUGUUUUGGCUUUAAAAAUAUUAAAUGGGAAUUAUAAAAAAAUGCGUAAAGGUACACUAUUAAAAUAAUAAGUAAUAAAAAUUGUAAUGUAUGUACAUAUUUUCAUUAUAAGAAUGUCAAAAAUAAAAUAUGUUUUUUUUAAAGAA
Molecule: messenger RNA, 1686 nt
Organism: Eupeodes corollae
Lineage: Eukaryota; Metazoa; Arthropoda; Insecta; Diptera; Syrphidae
Product: cytochrome b5-related protein
Exons: 5
Coding region: 223-1536 (437 amino acids)
Biological process (GO): lipid metabolic process
Cellular component (GO): mitochondrion
Molecular function (GO): heme binding
Source: RefSeq, a predicted model, not a curated record